Messenger RNA from Knipowitschia caucasica, 3171 nucleotides. The record is from the annotation of a GenBank genome assembly. NCBI's taxonomy places the organism in Eukaryota, Metazoa, Chordata, Actinopteri, Gobiiformes, Gobiidae.
AUGGAAUCCGAGAUGAGUGCCCAGCUGCAGGUCUUCUCUCCGCCCUCCAUCUCGUCCAGUGCCUUUUGUAGGGUUAAGAAGCUGAAGGUGGAGAGCGGAGCAUGGGAUGUGACGAGCAGCGAGGCGUAUGCGGCGUACCCCUUCAGCACGGCGGCAAUGGCGGUGCCUGCGUUCGCCCCGUCGCUGGUGUUUGCCCCCAGCGUGGCCGGUUCCAGGGGGCAGGUGGUGGUGAGGGCAGCUGACAGCACCGGGAGUGUUGCCCGAGGGUCCAGCAGGAGAGUCGCAGAGUACAGCCACGUGGAGUCCAGCUCGGACACACGCAGUCACCGGCAUGGGCACAAGCGUAAGCACACCGACUCGCAAGGCAGCGGCUGUGGCAGCGUGCAGAUCCUGGAGGAGCUCUCGGCCCCCGCAGCACCCUACUCCACGCGGGCUGCUAACGGAGGCACCACCACGGGCCAGUCCAUCCCCCACUCCGCCCCCACCACCAAGAGCAGCUCGUCCAGCGGGGAGGGCGACUACCAGCUGGUGCAGCACGAGAUCCUCUGCUCCGUGGCCUCUUCCUACGAGGUGCUGGAGUUCCUGGGCCGCGGGACGUUCGGGCAGGUGGCCAAGUGCUGGAAGAGGGGGACAAAUGAGAUCGUGGCCAUAAAGAUCCUCAAGAACCACCCAUCGUACGCACGGCAGGGGCAGAUAGAGGUGGGCAUUCUGAACCGGCUUAGUGCGGAGAACGCAGAUGAAUACAACUUUGUGCGUUCGUACGAGUGCUUCCAACACAAAGGCCACACCUGCCUCGUGUUUGAGAUGCUGGAGCAGAACCUCUACGACUUCCUGAAGCACAGCAAGUUCAGCCCUCUGCCGCUGCGCCACAUCCGGCCCAUCCUGCAACAGGUGGCCACGGCGCUGAUGAAGCUGAAGAGUCUGGGUCUGAUCCACGCAGACCUGAAGCCGGAGAACAUCAUGCUGGUGGACCCUCUGCGGCAGCCAUACCGAGUCAAGGUCAUCGACUUCGGUUCCGCGAGUCACGUGUCCAAAGCCGUGUGCUCCACCUACCUGCAGUCGCGCUACUACAGGGCUCCAGAGAUCAUCCUCGGCCUGCCCUUUUGCGAGGCCAUCGACAUGUGGUCUUUGGGCUGCGUCAUCGCGGAGCUGUUUCUGGGCUGGCCUCUUUACCCCGGAGCCUCGGAGUACGACCAGAUACGGUACAUUUCUCAGACUCAGGGUCUUCCAGCCGAGUAUUUGCUCAGCGCCGGCUCCAAAACAAGCCGCUUCUUCAACAGAGGCCCAGACUCCAGCUACCCCCUGUGGAGACUCAAGACUCCGUCAGAGCACGAGAUGGAGAUGGGCAUCAAAUCCAAAGAAGCCAGAAAAUACAUUUUCAACUGCCUCGACGACAUGAUGCAGGUGAAUCUGUCCUCUCACCUGGAGGGCACAGACAUGCUGGCAGAGAAAGCCGACAGGAGAGAGUUCAUUGAUCUCCUGAAACGAAUGCUCCGACUCGACGCUGAUAAAAGAAUCACUCCGACCAAAACUCUGGGACAUCCCUUUGUGACCAUGAGCCAUCUCAUGGACUACCCCCACAGCUCACAUGUAAAGUCGUGCUUCCAGAACAUGGAGAUCUGCAAAAGAAGGACUUCCUACGACAGCAGUAAAUCUUUAUACUCCACUAAUGUGCCCAGCGCUGCAGCAGGAAACCUCACUGUGACUUUCAGCAGCCAACUCAACCAGCAUAACCAGGUGCCUUCAGCAGGUGGCGCUGUGCCUUUGCUGAACUACCAGCCGGCUCUGUAUCAACAGGCGACGAUCAACAUCCCAGGCCUGCAGCAGAGCGUCCCCCUCCCCACACGAGCCAGCGGCCUGUGCAGCCAAUCGGAGCCUUUCCAACAGACCCUCAUCGUCUGCCCCCCCUCCUCCAUACAAGGGCUCCAGUCGUCCUCAAAGAGCUCCAGUUUUCCUGUGCGCAUGGAGAGCUCUGUCCCUUUAGUCCCACAGAACCAGUCGGGCCAGUCCCUGCAGUUGCAGCCCAGUAUGCUCGCACAGGGCUCGUGCACUCCACUGAUGGUGGCCACGCUCCACCCCCCCUCCACAGGCCUGGGCCCACAAUACUCUCUGCCUCUGGGGCGGCCGCUGCUGGAACACACAGCCACAGUGCUGCAGGCCUGGCCAUCAGGAGCUCAGCAGAUCCUCAUCCCCUCCUCGUGGCAGCAGGUCUCUGGGAUAAACCUCCACCAGAGCGCCCUGAGCCAGGACCAGACUCCUCUGCACCAGGAGGGGACAGCACAGGCGCACAGCUGGAGAAAUACUUCCCAGACAAAGACUCAGGAGAGGAAGAAGGUGAAGGCCCGACGAGGAGAGACCAGGAACAGGAGCGUUGUGGCCUCCUCACUGCUCGCCGCCAGCGUCAUAAGCCCCGCCUCUGCUCUGUCUCAGCCAAUCAUCAUCUCUGACACGCCCAGUCCAGCCGUUAGCAUCAUCACCAUCCACAGUGACACAGACACGGAGGACGAGAGGAAGUUCCACCCGGCCAGUGUGAGCCUGAGCCAGAGGGCCAACGUGAUCAGCUGUGUGACGCUGCUGGACUCGGACUCCUCUAACGCCAGCCCCCUGACCCCCCUGCCCUCCCUCUCCUCCCGACACAAAGGCCUGUCUCUGCUCGCGCCGGUCAAGACCCAGAGCACAGAGACCCCCGUGACCCGGCCGCGACUGGACACCGUAAAUGUGAAGACGAAGCGCUCGAGCCGUCAGUCCUGCAGCGAGUCUGAGAGGCACCGUGUGAUGCCCAGUCAGUCCCACCCUCUCAACCUCAGCCAGGCCCAGUCCGUGUCCUCCUCUCAGGACGACUCCUCGGUCCUGCGCUCCUUCGCCUCCUCACACUUCUUUCCCGACGUCUCCGCUCUCACCUCCACCUCCUCGGGGGCCUCUCUCUACUCCUACCCGGCCUCCAGCGCCCUGUCCUCAGCCUCGCAGGCCCUGGACCACCUGCUGUCGUCCUCCGCCCCCAGCUCCCGGAGAGACUCUGCCGCCCCGAGGAAGGAGGCCGUGGGCGGGCUGCUGCACCACGCGCUGCCCGCCUACGCGCCGCAGUUCCCCGCUGCCGCUUCCUACAUGAGCGACGCGUACACGGCCUUCCAGCUCAGCCCGCGCCGCAUGCCACAGUAUCCGUACUUGUGA